This is a messenger RNA of Aspergillus brunneoviolaceus CBS 621.78, 1841 nucleotides long. RefSeq lists its product as uncharacterized. The transcript is spliced from 2 exons. NCBI's taxonomy places the organism in Eukaryota, Fungi, Ascomycota, Eurotiomycetes, Eurotiales, Aspergillaceae. The record is from RefSeq and is a predicted model, not a curated record. Bases 242 to 1819 code for a protein of 525 amino acids. Gene Ontology annotation, molecular function: protein binding.
CCCAGAAAGCUGCUUACAAUAUUGUAAACAAACGUGCAUUGCACAGGAUACGAAUGCCUCAAGGCAAGAAGAAUGUGGCUACCUGGUUAACUGAGUGGUGAUUUUGAGUUGGGCGUACUGCUACCUCCUCAAAAUACUAUCGACAUGCCAUGACCAAUUUUGCCGCAUCAGGAAAGAAGAGCGAUCCGACUGUAAAAAUCCGCUUCGAGUGGAUCGGUCGGUGGAGCCCUUCUUGAAGUGGAUGGCCGAGUCUCAGGUACUAGUCGAGUCGUUUAUCAUAAAAGUCAGGGUCACAGCCUUGUCCCUGAGACUGAUUGAAGAGUCUCUCUUCUUUAUCAUCGCACAUUCCUCUCUGCACCUUUUUUCCUGCUACACACUAAUGCCAUUGGAACAUCAUGGGUCAUGCGGGUUUCUCCGCUGCCCAGCCGAGAUCCUGAACUUGGUGUUUGGCAUGCUUUCAACAGCUGAACUCAGGGCACUAGGCCUCGUCAAUAAGGAUUUAUGCGCACUUGUUGAGCCAUACCUCUAUUCCAAAAUCGAUUGGAUCUGGCGAGAAAAUCACGCUCCUCCCCCAAUCACACUACUGCUACGAACAAUCAUCAGCAGACCUCAGCUAGCUGCUCACAUCACCAGUUUCCAAUUUCAGAGCCUUCCAGCCUACUGCUGGGAGUGGAAUAAGUUUGCAGGUCAAAAGAUUUCUGUUCCUGUUGCUGAACUAGACGGAUUCAUUACAUUCGUCCAGAGGACAGGGGCCCCAUACAGUGACCUUUGGAUUGAUGGAUUAAGCAACGGUACUCCGGAUGCUAUGCUUGCUCUACUCUUAGCACAACUGUGGAACCUGAGAAGUCUGUCACUUGACUAUAUCUUCUGCCAGCAGACUAAAAUGAUUGAGAUGCUUUUCCAGUCGGCCAUCUGCGAGCCUGCGAUGUAUAGAUUGCCAGACUUUAAGCAUCUCCAAACUGUGUCUUUCCAGUCCUAUGACGAUUCCGGCGCUCUGUGCACGGCGUUAAGGUCUCGAGGCCAGAGACUGCUGGGUCAAUCACUUGUCCUCCCAUUCUUCUACUUGCCAGACGUCCAACGCAUUUCGGCCGCAAUUCAGAACACAGAUAAUUUCGCAUGGCCUACAGCCUGCUUACCUGACCCAUCCAAGCUUACCUCGAUCUAUCUGGCCGACAUACGGGAAGCAAAUCUCGGCUCUCUGCUGUCCGUCACCCGCAACCUUCAAUCACGUCGUUGGACCUGGUAUUACGAUUAUGGUGUCCUCGAUGCUACUGUUGUGCCCAUUAUCAACCUAGAUGGGAUCGUGGCCGCAUUAUCCCGUGUUCGAAAUACUCUCGCAGAUUUGACCAUCUUUGCUGAGGCUCCCAUUGGGGGUGAUGAUCCAUGCUAUCCAGCCGUGAAGGUAGAGGGCUCGUUGCGUGAGAUGGUCGAGUUCGGCAAGCUCAAGAGACUACAAAUUCCGCUAGCAUUCCUGGUAGGGUUUGCGCAGGACACCACGAAACGGCUGCAGGAUGUCCUCCCACGGAACAUCGAAUACCUUUCCCUCACGGACGAGUUAGGGCUUCAGAAUGAGGAUGGAUAUGUUGAGGAAACCUGGCCGGUCUAUGAAUGGCAGGAUUUCGCCGUUUUGAUAUUAUUGCGGACGUGGCUGGAGGAUUGGAGAACCCACACACCCCACCUUCGAGGCGUUUCGUUGGUCUAUGAAGAACUAGAUACUAAUCAAGGCGAGUGGCCUCCCGAGUUAAGGCACCAGCUCACGGAGCUAGGCACUCAAGCUGGUAUACAGCUCGAGUUGGUUGAGUGGGUACGGCGUUGGUAAAUUACUAAGCGUGCCCAGUCAU